UCUCCGUGCUUGCUGCUACGCCCGGAGUAUAGCCACACUGCGUCGAUGCCUUCACCAACAGUCUGCACGGGCGACCACGUCGGGAGCGGGAAUCGACAUGCGACGACGCAGGCGCUGCCUGCCAGCUCUGCCGACAGCUUAUCCUGCAGAGCUGGCAUCAUCUGCUCCACUCCGAAUAUUACAACAUUGUCAUACUUGGACAGAUCCACCUGGGCAUGGAGAAAGAAUGAACACAGAAGACGAAGACUCCCCACAGGCGUGGGAAUGGACAGGGCCUAUUCACGACAGAGAUCCAGUUCUUCAUCAGGCAGCAUAUCUAGGCGAUUUGAACAAAAUCAAAGAGGUGUUAGCAGUGGGCGGGUCUACGGAUAGUGAGGAGCUAGGGACGAUCGAUGCUAAAAAUAGACUCGGAUGCACUCCUCUACGACUCGCGGCUACAGGCGGCCACUCACCGUGUGUGAAGUACUUGAUUGACUGUGGGGCAGAUGUCAAUCUGUCCGAUGUCAAAGCGCAGACGCCGUUGUACGUGGCGAUCAAGACUAAGCACCUAAACUGUGCAAAAAUCCUUUUGGCAGCCGGUGCCAACCCGAACGGAGACGAACGAUGUCUGUGUACUCCCUUGUAUAUAGCAUCAAUGGAUGGGUUUGUGGAAGGGGUGCGGGAAUUGGUGCGGUAUGGGGCCGAUCUAGAUACAUCUCAGAUCAGAGUUGGAUCGUUCAUCAGUACACCACUGUACAUAACGAUUGCGUAUCAGCACCUUGACUGCUUCAAGACUCUUCUACAAGCUGGAGCAGAUCCAGACUAUGGAUGUGACCCAGUUAUAGCAAAGAAGCGCCAUCUACCCAACUGCCAGUCAUUAUUCCAUUACGUGGUUCGCAAGUCUUCCUGCAAGUGGCAGUUUGCAGCCUUGUUGAGGGAGUUUGGUGCUAAUAUGUGGCUUACAGAUGACAAGGGGAAAAUGGCAUUUGAACUCAAUGAUAUCGCACCGUCCGAAUGCAAACAGUACAUCCAGGAAGUCAUAGGUUGCCCACUUGCUCUCACACACCUAUGUCGAGUACGAUUGCGACACCACCUAGGGAGAAGUAAACUAGUCCUUGUACCACAGUUACCAUUGCCACAGAAGAUGAUCGCUUUUCUAGAACACAACGAGUGAAUAUUUGUUGUUGUUUUUUGCAAGUGCAAUUUUAUAUUUAUACCAUAAGGUUUCAUGAAAUUUGGCCUAUUGAAUCUCACCAUUUCAUUUAGUAUUGUUAGUGUAUAGAGCUAUGAAAAUUUUAAGCUAGUAAUUUAAAUCUACAUGCAAAAAAAUCUUAUUACAAGAUUCUUUAAAUGAAAGUUAUAGUUCUGUUUUAAAAUCCUACUUUUUAAGGGUUGAUAUUUAAUCAUAUGCUGUCAGUUUUGCAUGUGUUACUUAAAUUAUUUUGUAUAUAACUUAUUGUAAUACAUAACAGUAUUUGUUAAGCAUAUACCCUUCAAAUGAAAUUGGUUCGAGUUUGAUGUUGAGAGUAAAUAGUAGAUGUGCAAUGUUCUACAUUAUAUGUUUUACUUUAAAAACAAAUAUGCCUAUCAUGGAACUUGCAGUUGUAUAUAAAGCAGAAUAUUUGUAUAGCGUUAUUUUUGAAACUGUUAUGUGUGUGCUGAGAUUUGUAAGUUAUUACUAUGAACAGAUGAAACGGUCUUCAUAUGCAGUUUGGGCAUGGGUAUGCUCAUACAUUUGCAACGUGAUUGGUAUCAAUGCUCCAAGCCAAGAUAAUGUUAUCUGCUUGUAUGCAGGUGGCAUUCUAAGAUCUGUUAAAGUAACAGUGGGUGACCUCGUGUGAAUAUUUAUUCUUUCAAUUGAAAUCAAACAUAUUCAUGUGCAAAUUGUCCUUUUAUGUCAAUGUUAAUUAGUUCUCUCUCAUCUAACUGCCUGUGACAGCUAUUUUCACUACAAAUAUAAAUCAAUAGUGAAGUGCACA
Molecule: messenger RNA, 1958 nt
Organism: Priapulus caudatus
Lineage: Eukaryota; Metazoa; Priapulida; Priapulimorpha; Priapulimorphida; Priapulidae
Product: ankyrin repeat and SOCS box protein 1-like
Exons: 6
Coding region: 98-1153 (351 amino acids)
Biological process (GO): intracellular signal transduction
Molecular function (GO): protein binding
Source: RefSeq, a predicted model, not a curated record